UCUAUCUCUAAAUUUCUCUUCGUCUCUCUUUAUAAAAAUAUUCACUUCUGUGUCAAUUUUUCUCGCUGAAAUCCAAGUUCUAAGCGGUCACCGCUGAUUCACUGCAUCCUCGAUAGAAGUCCUAGACCAAAAUUUAAGGCAAGGUCUGGGCUAAUGGGGGCCUCAAGCUCCAAAAUGGAUGAUGAUAAGGCACUCCAACUGUGCCGUGAAAGGAAGAAAUUUGUUAGGCAAGCACUUGAUGGGCGUUGCACGUUAGCAGCUGCUUAUGUUUCAUAUGUCCAGUCACUGAAAACUACAGGAACAGCUCUGAGAAAAUUCACUGAACCUGAAGCACCAAUUGAAUCUUCCCUAUACACUUCAACUAAUGCAACGCCAGAGCCACAUGCUUUUACUGAGAAGACCAUGUCCCAAUUCUCAUUCUCUUCGCCAUCUGUGUCACAACGCAUUGAUACAACUGAAAACUUUUCUCCAACUCCCUCUCCUCCUAGCUCUAGUAAGUUCCAAGCAAAUCAUAUGAAAUUUAGCACUGGUUCUUCUAAAAAGGUUGAAGAAAAACCACCGGUACCUGUUAUAGGAAGAGUAUCAUCAUUAGGUACUCCACAAAAUCCCACCCCUCGUUCUACUGAAAGGUCUGAAACAUCAGCAUUUGAAGAUUCUUCUCUCCCAGUUGAAAAUCCACCAUGGGAUUUUUUCGGUCUUUUUCAUCCUAUUGACCAUCAAUUUUCUUUUCAAGAAGGGAAGGGCAUGCACCAAGAUAUGAGGAAUGCUGAUGAUAUUACACAACUAAGGGAGGAGGAAGGAAUUCCUGAGUUGGAAGAUGAUGAAGAGAAGGUUUCUUCUCUUGGAAGAGAAGACUCUCAGGACUCUGAAGAUGAAUUUGAUGAUGAGCCUUCCUCAGAUACCCUAGUCCGAAAAUUUGAGAAUUUUAAUAGAGUUAAUGACAGUGUUCAAGCCAAUGGAUUACCUGCCACAAAUAAGCCUAAGACAGACGGUCUAACUUCUGAAGUUGACUUUGUGAAUGGGGAGAAGGGGAACUCUCCUGAUGUAUCAUCAUUAAAGACAGCAACUAAAGUAGCUGUGCUUCCAACCGAAACAAAUAAAUCAAUGGAGAAAGAAAAUCACACUGAAAAUAAAGUUGUCCCUAAGGAUUUCUUUUCAAGCAUGAGAGAUAUUGAAAUCCUCUUUGUUAAAGCCUCUGAAUCUGGUAAAGAGGUUCCAAGAAUGCUUGAAGCAAAUAAAUUGCACUUUCGUCCUAUAUUUCCAGCAAAAGAAAAUGGUUUUGUGGCAUCCUCAUUUUUGAGGGCAUGUUUCUCAUGUGGUGAAGACCGAAGUCAAGUUCCAGAGGAACCUGCUCAAGACUCAGUGAAGUACUUAACUUGGCAUAGGACAAUGUCGUCUCGAUCCUCUUCGUCCAGAAACCCUUUGGGAGCAAUCUCAAAAGAUGAUAUAGAUGACCUUACUAAUAAUCUCUUUGAUAAUUUCUGCAUGAUCUCUGGAAGUCAUGCAUCAACCUUGGAUAGAUUAUAUGCAUGGGAAAGAAAGCUCUAUGAUGAAGUCAAGGCUAGUGGGGUGAUCAGAAAGGAAUAUGACAUGAAGUGUAAAAUGUUAAUGCAUCUAGAAUCAAAAGAAGUAAAGACGUCUACAAUUGAUAAAACUCGUGCCAUAGUCAAGGAUCUGCAUUCUAGAAUAAGGAUUGCAAUUCUUAGGAUAGACUCUAUAUCAAAGAGGAUUGAGGAAUUACGGGAUAAAGAGCUUCAGCCACAGCUUGAGGAGUUGAUUGAAGGGUUAAGUCGGAUGUGGGAGGUGAUGUUUGAUUGUCACAAGCUUCAGUUUCAGAUUAUGUCAACAGCGUAUAACAAUAGCCAUGCUAGAAUCACAAUGGAUUCUGAAUUACGUAGACAAAUUACUUCGUAUCUUGAAAAUGAACUCCAUUAUCUAUCAUCAAGUUUUACCAAGUGGAUUGGAGCCCAGAAAUUCUACCUGGAGGCUAUAAAUGGAUGGCUGUACAAAUGUGUUUCUCUUCAACAAAAAACAGCCAAGAAAAAAAGGAAGCCUCAACCUCCACCCCUGACAAAGUAUGGUCCUCCAAUAUAUGCCACCUGUGAUAUCUGGUUGGAAAAGCUUGGUGAAUUACCUAUCCAGGAUGUUGUGGAUUCUAUAAAGAGUUUAGCAGUGGAAACUGCCAGGUUCUUACCACUGCCAGAGAAGAACCGGGGUAAAGGAACAUCUUGGAAAGCUGAUAUUGGUAACGAAUCAACGGAUAAUCUAUUGAGAGAUGACACUUCAGAGGACUGGAUUUCAGGUUUUGAUCGAUUUCGAACAAGCUUGAUUAGAUUUCUUGGUCAAUUAAAUAAUUUUUCUGGGUCUUCUGUCAAGAUGUACACUGAACUCAGAGAAGCCAUUCAGAAUGCUAAGGGUAAUUACCAUAAUAUAUCUCAUUUGCAUUCUCAAUCUCUAGAUGAUCAUUCCAAGUCACAACCUCAAGUUGCUAAGUCUGAGAAGAGAGACUCCAAACAAUAAGAAAAGAAUUGCACUGAACAUUGUGGAGUUGCAGUGUUAUAGCUUUACUCAUGAAUGUUGACUUUCAGACACAAGUCCAUUGGAUGUGGCAUUUGUACAUGAAGAGGACGGAAUAAAUUUUUUACUGGUUGGUCAUACUUUAUAUGAUAGUUUCAUCUUUUUAAUACUACUAGGUGAAAGCUGUAAUUACUAGGUUCUGUUCAAGAGUAACAUAUGCUAUGAGAAGGGAACUUGUAUAGUGUCAUUUUUGUAAACAA
Messenger RNA from Gastrolobium bilobum, 2777 nucleotides. RefSeq names its product protein ALTERED PHOSPHATE STARVATION RESPONSE 1-like. NCBI's taxonomy places the organism in Eukaryota, Viridiplantae, Streptophyta, Magnoliopsida, Fabales, Fabaceae. The record is from RefSeq and is a predicted model, not a curated record. The transcript is spliced from 6 exons. Bases 154 to 2520 code for a protein of 788 amino acids.